UUCAGUGGCGGCACUCGCCUCACCACAUCCAACGUCAACAUGCACCAGAAUUACAACGUCAACAACCUCAACAACGACAUCGCCGUCGUCGUCAUCCCGCACGUCAAUUACAACAAUAACAUUAGAGCCAUCAACCUCCCGAACCAGAUGAUGCAGAUGCUAAACUUCGCCGGCUACAUGGCGCAGGUGAUCGGCUACGGCGUUACAAACGACUCGGAGAACAUCACGACUGGGCAGGUGGCGCGCCGACGAAACCUUGAGGUGAUCCGCAACGAGGCGUGCGCGCAGGCGUACGGCUUCAACGUGAUCGCGUCCACCCUGUGCACCAGCGGGCAAGGCAACGUGGGCCCUUGCGGCGGUGACUCCGGCGGCCCGCUGGCGCUCAACUUCAGCGGACAGCGCGUUUUGAUCGGCGUGGUGUCGUUCCACUCGGCGAUGGGCUGCCGCGUGGGCUUCCCGGGCGGCUACGCGCGCGUUACUUCCUUCACGCCCUGGAUCCAGGCGCGCCUGUGAGCCCUUCAGCGAUACCUUGCCUAGAUUUUGUUAAUAAAAUAAUGUUAGUAAUGUGUAA
Molecule: messenger RNA, 571 nt
Organism: Papilio polytes (common Mormon)
Lineage: Eukaryota; Metazoa; Arthropoda; Insecta; Lepidoptera; Papilionidae
Product: collagenase-like
Exons: 4
Coding region: 40-513 (157 amino acids)
Biological process (GO): proteolysis
Molecular function (GO): serine-type endopeptidase activity
Source: RefSeq, a predicted model, not a curated record